This is a messenger RNA of Salvia miltiorrhiza (redroot sage), 2434 nucleotides long. Its product is annotated as protein HOTHEAD-like. Gene Ontology annotation, molecular function: flavin adenine dinucleotide binding; oxidoreductase activity, acting on CH-OH group of donors. The record is from RefSeq and is a predicted model, not a curated record. Lineage: Eukaryota; Viridiplantae; Streptophyta; Magnoliopsida; Lamiales; Lamiaceae. Bases 422 to 2215 code for a protein of 597 amino acids. The transcript is spliced from 6 exons.
CCAUUCAUUUCUCCAUUAAUGCCCUAAUUUUUUUUCCUUUUUUCCCAGUUGGAUUUCUGUGUCACAUUUAAACAAAAGAUGCAUCAUUGUUCAUCUUCUGUUGUUUCAAAAUUAUAAAGCGAUCCCAACCAAAAAAUAAUAAUUGUCAUAAUUAUUUAUAUAUAAGUUUACUUACCCCCUUCUGAUAAAUGCAUGCAUCAUUAUCCCUAGCUCAGUCAGUUGAAUCUCUCUCUCUCUCUCUCCCUCUCUCUCUGCAGAAAGUUUGUGCAUAAAAUAUAUAUAAAGAUCUAAACGCAGUGAGCAAGGCCAACCAGAGAGAGCCACAUCGAUCAAGAAAUUUGUCUAGGGCUGUAUUGGAAUGUGAAUUGAAUUCUUUUUUUUGGAGGAAAAAAUUAGUGUGUGUUGUGCGUGUUUUUUUUCUAUGGCUUUGGUUGGUGGUGGUGACUGUUCAGUUCUUUACUUGUGCUCACUUGUAUGGAUCACAACUGUGCUCACUCUCUGUCAAGGUGCUCGAAAUGAUCAUCCUGCUCAAUACAAGUACCCCUUCAUCAAACCGGCGAGCUCAUUCUCAUCUCUGCCGUCGUCGGCGGCGUGGGUGGACCCCACGGCGUCGUACGACUACAUAGUAGUGGGCGGGGGCACGGCGGGGUGCCCCCUGGCGGCCACCCUAUCGCGGAAUUACUCUGUUUUGUUGUUGGAGAGAGGCGGGACGCCGUUCGCCAACUCCAACGUGUCGUUCAUGCAGAAUUUCCACAUAACUCUCGCCGAUUUCUCCGAGACAUCGGCGUCGCAGAUGUUCAUCUCCACCGAUGGAGUAUUCAAUUCUAGGGCUAGGGUUUUGGGCGGUGGCACUGGCAUCAAUGCCGGAUUUUACUCCCGGGCAAGCUCAAGUGAGAUUAAGAAAGCAGGGUGGGAUGCUGAGCUGGUGAAUGAGUCGUACCAUUGGGUGGAGAAGCAGAUCGUGCACAGGCCCGAUUUCGGGCCGUGGCAGCGGGCCAUAAGAGACAGCCUCUUAGAGAUUGGUGUCUCACCUUUCCAUGGCUUCACCUACGACCACUUGUACGGCACCAAAGUCGGUGGGACCAUCUUCGACCGCUUCGGCCGCCGCCACACGUCUGCGGAGCUCCUCGCCUCCGCUAAUCCCGAGAAGCUCCGCGUCCUAGUCCGUGCCACGGUCCAGAGGAUUGAGUUCGACACCACGGGGAGAAGGCCUAAGGCAGUUGGAGUGAUCUUCAAAGACGAGAAGGGGAAGACGCACCGGGCAGUGCUGUCGAAGAGAGCGAGGAGCGAGGUGAUCGUGUCCUCAGGUGCAAUCGGCAGCCCCCACUUGCUGCUCCUGAGCGGCAUUGGCCCCAGGGCCGAUCUGGAGAAGCUCAACGUCCCGGUGGUGCUCGACAACGGGUUCGUGGGGAAGAACAUGUCGGACAACCCAAUGAACACGAUCUUCGUCCCGAGCAAGACGCCGGUGAAGCAGUCCCUCAUACAGACCGUCGGGAUCACCAAGCUGGGAGUCUACAUUGAAGCCAGCAGUGGCUUUGGACAGAACAAGAGUAGCAUCCAUUGUGACCAUGGCAUUGCUUCUGCUGAGCUAGGGCAGCUCUCGACCAUCCCUCCGAAGCAACGCUCGCACGCAGCGAUCCACAGCUUCAAGCGCCGGAAGCGCAACCUCCCCGUGGAGGCCUUCCAAGGCGGCUUCAUCCUCGCGAAGCUCGCCCGGCCGCUCUCGCAGGGCGAGGUGAAGCUCGCCAACACCAACGUCGACGACAACCCCUCCAUCACCUUCAACUACUUCACCCACCCGGCCGACCUCGCCAAGUGCGUCGAGGGCAUCCGCCUCGUCGAGCGCCUCCUCAAGUCCAAGCCCUUCACCAACUACACGCAGCUCGACGACCAAACCGUCGUCGACAAGCUCCUCAAGAUGAGCGUCGAGGCCAGCGUCAACCUCAUUCCGAGGCACACCAACGACACCAACUCGCUCGAGCAGUUUUGCAAGGACACUGUCAUCACCAUCUGGCACUACCACGGCGGCUGCCACGUGGGCCGGGUCAUCGCCCCCGACUACCGGGUCCUCGGCGUUGAUAGGCUCCGCGUCGUGGACGGCUCCACGUUCUUCGACUCCCCGGGGACCAACCCUCAGGCCACCGUCAUGAUGUUAGGCAGGUAUGCUGGAGUGAAGAUUUUGAGAGAGAGACUAGGCGAAGCCGCUAGGGUGUGAGGAAUGAGUAGAAGAGGUUUGGUUUGUGUUUAAUAGGGAGACAAAAAAUUGUAAUUCUUUGAAUCUUGAUUGUUUUGGUAGAUGUUAAGAGGUAGGUGAUGAUGUGUGAAGAAUGUUUUGUGGAGUUGUAGUAGUAUGUGUUGUAUUGACAGUAUCAAUUCUCUUGAUGCUGCUUUUGUGUUUGUCUCUUUAUGAAUCAUCCGCCACCUCUUUUCUUCA